Molecule: messenger RNA, 3848 nt
Organism: Homo sapiens (human)
Lineage: Eukaryota; Metazoa; Chordata; Mammalia; Primates; Hominidae
Gene: DGAT2
Product: diacylglycerol O-acyltransferase 2
Exons: 8
Coding region: 1929-2822 (297 amino acids)
Biological process (GO): diacylglycerol metabolic process; fat pad development; response to nutrient
Cellular component (GO): mitochondrion; perinuclear region of cytoplasm; lipid droplet
Molecular function (GO): diacylglycerol O-acyltransferase activity; protein homodimerization activity; retinol O-fatty-acyltransferase activity
Source: RefSeq, a predicted model, not a curated record
AGUCUGUGGCCUGACUCCUUAAGCCAAGAGAAGGGUUGCAAGGCCGUGAAGGGCUGAGUGCAGGGCUCUGUGCAUUGUAGGUGCUCAGUGGUUUGCUGAAUGAGUGAAGGUUGUCUCCAUGGUGCGGGUGGCAGCUCAUCCCUUCUCAAACUUUUUGAGGAAGCUCCCCAAGCCUGCCCUAGUGGAUUAGAGCACUAAGAUCCCCCAGAGCUUUGGCUGCCAGGUGAAUGCCAGUUGCCCCCUACCCACACUCAGUCACACUUCAGACUUUCCAAACUCUUCCUCCUGGCCUAUGAAGUAAGCCCCAGGUGAACAGCCUCCACUGCCAUCACGACUUCCUCUCCUAGUAUGUCACCCACCAUGCUGCAGACGCAUGGUGGUCUUCCUGUUCCUGCAGCAUUACUCCCAAUUCAGUCUUACCUCAGCGCCUUUGCAUAUGCUGCCUGUCUGCCCAGGUCUUCGCAUGGCUGGCUUUACAACAGUCAAUCUCCUCUCAGAGGUCUUCCCUGGCCACCCUAUCUAGAGAGCCACUUCCAAUCUAGAGAGCCACUUCCAAUCACCACAUCUUCUUUUAUUUUUAUAGCCUUUAUCACUACCUAAAUUUUCAUGCGUGCUUAUCUGUUUAAGCAAUUGUCUCCCCAGUAAGAAUAUCAGUCCCUUUGCCGGCCGCGUGCCAUGGCUUUCGCCUGUAAUCCCAGCACUUUGGGAGGCCAAAGUGGGAGGAUCACUUGAGGUCAGGAGUUCGAGACCAGCCUGGCUGACAUGGUAAAACCCCUGUCUCUACUAAAAAUAAAAAAAUUUAGCCAGGUGUGGUGGUGUGUGCCUGUAAUCCCAGCUACUUGGGAGGCUGAGGCAGGAUAGUCGCUUGAACCCAGGAGGAGGAGGUUACAGUGAGCCAAGGUUGUGCUACUGCACUCCAGCGUGGGUAACAGAGCGAGACUCCAUCUCAAAACAAAACAAAAAGAACAAACAGAAAAAGAAUAUGAGUCCCUUGGAAACAGGAACCUUGUCUGUCUUUCUCAGUGCUGUGACAUCUAGCACAGUGCCUGGCACUGGUAAUAGGUACUUAGUAAGUAUCUGUUAAACGAAGGAAUCAUUAGUGGGACUGCCCCAUUCCUCUUGGAGGAAGCCCUGCUUUUAGCUUCAGUGUGAUUCCUCGAGCCUUCCUUGGGCCUCCUCUGUCCCUGUAACCACCUGUGCUAGGGACUGGGUGCUGGGGUUGUAGCUGUUCCCUGCCCUGGAGGUACCCACAGUCUGGCAAGGAGCUGGCUCCAAGGCUGAGUGGCAAGUGGGCAGAGCCAGUCUCAAUGGUCACCCUUACUGCUUCCCAGGGCUUAUUAGAAGCCCGAGAGCUGGGGUUCCAGGCCUGACAUUUUUCUGGGAUGUGGCUGGGGGCUUCACUUCCUCUCUGGGGAUCUCACUCCUUCUAUCUGGAAAAUAGGGUCAGAAUUCUCAGAUUCUCAAGGAUGGAGGGUUUGAGUUAACCUGAGUGUGAGUGUUUGUGAACUUGUGACAUUCAUGUUAGUCCUUGUCAUUUGUCCUGUGUUACACAUUCAGCAGGCCCCCAACACUGUAGAGAGUGGCAGACCCUGCUCUAGGGCAUCCAGGAAGGCUUCACUGAGGAAGGGACUUGGGGUGUGGACCCUUCAUUUUAUUGAUUGAGCACCUUCUGUGUGUCAGCUGCAGUCCCUGCGUUUGAGGAAGUGAGACCAGGGGGAUGUACACAAGAUGACUGUGCAGAGUGAUCUGAGCAAUGACAGGAAAGACUGCCAAGAGGCACUGGAUCCAGCAUCCUCUCCGCCCUCCAGGACCUCUUCUCUGUCACCUGGCUCAAUAGGUCCAAGGUGGAAAAGCAGCUACAGGUCAUCUCAGUGCUCCAGUGGGUCCUGUCCUUCCUUGUACUGGGAGUGGCCUGCAGUGCCAUCCUCAUGUACAUAUUCUGCACUGAUUGCUGGCUCAUCGCUGUGCUCUACUUCACUUGGCUGGUGUUUGACUGGAACACACCCAAGAAAGGUGGCAGGAGGUCACAGUGGGUCCGAAACUGGGCUGUGUGGCGCUACUUUCGAGACUACUUUCCCAUCCAGCUGGUGAAGACACACAACCUGCUGACCACCAGGAACUAUAUCUUUGGAUACCACCCCCAUGGUAUCAUGGGCCUGGGUGCCUUCUGCAACUUCAGCACAGAGGCCACAGAAGUGAGCAAGAAGUUCCCAGGCAUACGGCCUUACCUGGCUACACUGGCAGGCAACUUCCGAAUGCCUGUGUUGAGGGAGUACCUGAUGUCUGGAGGUAUCUGCCCUGUCAGCCGGGACACCAUAGACUAUUUGCUUUCAAAGAAUGGGAGUGGCAAUGCUAUCAUCAUCGUGGUCGGGGGUGCGGCUGAGUCUCUGAGCUCCAUGCCUGGCAAGAAUGCAGUCACCCUGCGGAACCGCAAGGGCUUUGUGAAACUGGCCCUGCGUCAUGGAGCUGACCUGGUUCCCAUCUACUCCUUUGGAGAGAAUGAAGUGUACAAGCAGGUGAUCUUCGAGGAGGGCUCCUGGGGCCGAUGGGUCCAGAAGAAGUUCCAGAAAUACAUUGGUUUCGCCCCAUGCAUCUUCCAUGGUCGAGGCCUCUUCUCCUCCGACACCUGGGGGCUGGUGCCCUACUCCAAGCCCAUCACCACUGUUGUGGGAGAGCCCAUCACCAUCCCCAAGCUGGAGCACCCAACCCAGCAAGACAUCGACCUGUACCACACCAUGUACAUGGAGGCCCUGGUGAAGCUCUUCGACAAGCACAAGACCAAGUUCGGCCUCCCGGAGACUGAGGUCCUGGAGGUGAACUGAGCCAGCCUUCGGGGCCAAUUCCCUGGAGGAACCAGCUGCAAAUCACUUUUUUGCUCUGUAAAUUUGGAAGUGUCAUGGGUGUCUGUGGGUUAUUUAAAAGAAAUUAUAACAAUUUUGCUAAACCAUUACAAUGUUAGGUCUUUUUUAAGAAGGAAAAAGUCAGUAUUUCAAGUUCUUUCACUUCCAGCUUGCCCUGUUCUAGGUGGUGGCUAAAUCUGGGCCUAAUCUGGGUGGCUCAGCUAACCUCUCUUCUUCCCUUCCUGAAGUGACAAAGGAAACUCAGUCUUCUUGGGGAAGAAGGAUUGCCAUUAGUGACUUGGACCAGUUAGAUGAUUCACUUUUUGCCCCUAGGGAUGAGAGGCGAAAGCCACUUCUCAUACAAGCCCCUUUAUUGCCACUACCCCACGCUCGUCUAGUCCUGAAACUGCAGGACCAGUUUCUCUGCCAAGGGGAGGAGUUGGAGAGCACAGUUGCCCCGUUGUGUGAGGGCAGUAGUAGGCAUCUGGAAUGCUCCAGUUUGAUCUCCCUUCUGCCACCCCUACCUCACCCCUAGUCACUCAUAUCGGAGCCUGGACUGGCCUCCAGGAUGAGGAUGGGGGUGGCAAUGACACCCUGCAGGGGAAAGGACUGCCCCCCAUGCACCAUUGCAGGGAGGAUGCCGCCACCAUGAGCUAGGUGGAGUAACUGGUUUUUCUUGGGUGGCUGAUGACAUGGAUGCAGCACAGACUCAGCCUUGGCCUGGAGCACAUGCUUACUGGUGGCCUCAGUUUACCUUCCCCAGAUCCUAGAUUCUGGAUGUGAGGAAGAGAUCCCUCUUCAGAAGGGGCCUGGCCUUCUGAGCAGCAGAUUAGUUCCAAAGCAGGUGGCCCCCGAACCCAAGCCUCACUUUUCUGUGCCUUCCUGAGGGGGUUGGGCCGGGGAGGAAACCCAACCCUCUCCUGUGUGUUCUGUUAUCUCUUGAUGAGAUCAUUGCACCAUGUCAGACUUUUGUAUAUGCCUUGAAAAUAAAUGAAAGUGAGAAUCCUC